UAAGUUCAGGCCACUGUCAGCUGUUGUCUUUCAUGAUUUUCUACAGCAAUUAAACUGUAAGUUUAAUAUGCUUCUAGCAAACCUCUCAGAUUUGUUUGUUUUUUUGUUUUAAGGGGUGAACAGAUCCUGAAUAGCAGAGGGGUGAACAGAUCCUGAAAUGCUGCAGAGGACUCAACGGCACGCGUGGCAGUCGGGUGCGUCUCCUCAUGUCGGGAUAUCGGAGGCUAUCAGAGGCCGAGUGCAGCAGAGGACGGGAAGAUGUUAGGGUGUCAGGGUGGUGGUUUGAGGGUUCGCUUCUGGAUCACUUUGAUCACAGGGUUGGUGGAGUGUUUGGGUUUUGCAGGGCUCGUGUUCGGCUGGGCAUCUCUGGUUUUCGUGCUCAAAAGUCAGGGAUACUUCGGCAAUCUGUGCGUGAACUCCACCGGUAAUGGAACCAUCGCCCAAGACUGCAGUGGCCAGGAUGAGCAGUUCUCCCUCAUCUUCACCAUCGCCUCCUUCUUGAAUAGCUUUCUUACACUACCAAUAGGCUUCCUGUUUGAUCACUUUGGUACCAUGGUCUCCAGGCUACUGGGAAUAUCAUUCUACACAUUAGGAAUGCUGUUAAUAGCCUUUUCAAGUCCAGCCACCUCCAUCCUUCUGUUUCCUGCUCUGUCCUGCAUCGUUGUGGGAGGAGUUGAAUUCCUACUAACCAAUAUGCAGGUGGGAAAUCUUUUUGGUACACAUCGCUCCACUAUAAUCACUCUCUAUAAUGGAGCCUUUGACUCGUCCUCUGCAGUUUUCCUUAUCAUCAAACUGGCAUUUGAAGGUGGAGUCGCUUUACGCUGGUCUUUUCUCUUUAUGUCCUGCUGUGCCGCCAUUCAUCUCUUCCGUACAUUUGUGUUGUUACCUCGUAAACAUAUUCCUUAUCCUCUCCCAGAGAACUACAGCUAUGGAAUUAAAUGUGGGAAAACUUUCAAGGCUAAAGUGGAAAUGCCAACUGAAAAUAAUUCACCUCAAGGCCAAAACACAGCAGACAAAACGGAGCGAAGUUUCAAGAGCUGUUUCCUGUCCUGGUUGUUCAUGUGUCAUCUUCUGUGGCUUUCUGUGAUGCAGCUGAGACAUUAUCUGUUUAUCGGGACAUUAAACCCUAUGCUGAAUCAUCUUGCUGCUGGAGAUCAAGGACUUGUGAGCAAGUAUACAAACGCGUUUGCGUUCACUCAGCUUUGUGGGAUCCUUUGUGCUCCGUGGAAUGGCCUCAUCAUGGACCGUCGAAAGGGAAAGGAGCUUAAACCAGGUGAAAGUGAGCAGGAGGCUGACCUGAGGUCAGCUAUAUUGUCUCUAGCACUGACAGCGCUGCAGGGUGUGCUUUUUUCUGUGUGUGCGGCUACACCCAUCCUACCCCUUCAGUACCUCACAUUCGUCCUUCAGGUCCUCAACAGAUCUUUCCUGUUCGGAGGAAACGCUGCUUUCGUUUAUGUGGCGUUUCCUCCUGUACACUUCGGAAAGCUGUUCGGGAUGAUGUUGGCUCUCUCAGCUGUAUUCUCUUUGCUUCAGUAUCCCUGCUUUGCCCUCGUUAAAGGACCAUUGGGUGGAGACCCUCUUUAUGUGAACAUCGCUCUGGCCAUUUUGAGUCUGCUGGCCUUCAUCAAUCCUCUCUAUGUUUACUUUCACUGUCGACAGCGGGCAGCCCUGCGAUCCAAUGGCAACAUGAACACAUCUUCAUAAGAUCAUGUGGUGAAGGGAAUAUCAUCCUGAUCCAAAAAACAGCUUUCUGUUGCUAUUUUAUUUUUUCAUGAACAGAAAAGCUUUCUCAUUGUGCAGGAAGAUAUUUUACUAAGCUUUCAUAGCUGUGUUGUGCAGUGAUCAACUCUUUCUUGACCCUGUAAAGGUAUGAAGUGUUUUAUCCGAGAGGAUUUUAGCAGGAAAUUGACAGCUCUCUUUACCCUUCACUAAAGUUUUUAUACACUACUGCCUGAAAUCAUGCAACCUGAGAGUGCACUUAACCAAAAAUAAUGUUUCGUAUAUGGCGAGGCAAUUUUACAAUUUAUUUUACAUAGCAAAAAGGCCAAAGACUGUUUAUCAUAUGUGACAGUGCUUGUGAAACCCCAGCUAAGGUUCUUUUCGUGUGAUUUACUGUUUUAAAUCAUCCCACAUAAUGUAAAGAUCAUUAUGUGAAAAUAUAAUCUUGAUUUCUGACCCGACCAGAAAAGAAAUUAUCCAAAGCUGUCACUUGGACAGUAUCCUUUAUGAAGGUCCUAAUAUGUACCAUAUAGGUACAGAUGUUUAUACAUUUGUUACCAAUACUAAAUGCAUCUAAUUAUAAUCUCAUAGUACAGCAACAUAAUAUGCAAAUUAACUUUUUAAAGGGAGGAGAAAAUACUUUCCAUACUGUAUCUUUUGUUGUUGCCAUCAAAGGUUGUGUGUCAUAUCAAACUCUUCUAUAUAUUUUGGCACAGAUUCAUCAAUAAGAACAAGUGAGACAGGUUGUGUGAGAUCCCAUAAGAAUAAAAAAAAACUUUAAUAUCUCAUUUCUAGAUCAAAUCAAGAUUCAAUGAAGCUUUCGCUUAUGUCACCUGUUUCUACUUGGAAAAAGACCCAAUAAUCUCACAUAUGUGCUACUUGUUUCAGAAUAGAUCUCAAUCAUGUCACAACCUGAGUUCAGACUUGUCAAGACAGUAUUAAAAAAAUCAUUAUGAUAUUAUUCAUCAAACCCAGAUUAUCUCUUAAUGAAUGUCAAGUAUUGUCUCAUCUAUUGAAACAAAGUUGAUAUUUGAAACACAUAGAUAAGAAAGGCAUUACUCUCCUAAACUGUAAAAGCAAUUGGGAUGCCCUCAUUUUUAUGAAAAAUUACUUGGAUUAAACAGUAUAUGGGUUUACAGAAUGAGACCUCUCUCAUGUUAUUCAACUUUCUAAAUGAAUCGGUAAUGGGAUAAGUUUGUAUCAUAAACAGUGUUGAUGCUGUUCGUUGUUUAACGAGGGUCCUGAAUGAAAACUAGUUAAGAACCACUGGUUAAGUGUUUUCUUACAUUGUUCUCAGUGAUACUCACUUGUAACUGUAGUUGAGGGAGCCCUCUGUAGGACAUAACAGGAAUUACAUCAAAACCUGUGAAAUUCAUAUUCAGCUGCAUAUAAAGCUGCUUUUAUAAAUGUAUCUGUAUUACUUCAAAUAAAGGGAAUUUUCUAUGAAAGCAAA
Messenger RNA from Misgurnus anguillicaudatus (oriental weatherfish), 3172 nucleotides. RefSeq names its product solute carrier family 43 member 3b (gene slc43a3b). Gene Ontology annotation, molecular function: transmembrane transporter activity. The record is from RefSeq and is a predicted model, not a curated record. Gene Ontology annotation, biological process: transmembrane transport. Lineage: Eukaryota; Metazoa; Chordata; Actinopteri; Cypriniformes; Cobitidae.